Echinococcus granulosus is the source of this 450-nucleotide messenger RNA. RefSeq lists its product as hypothetical. The record is from RefSeq and is a predicted model, not a curated record. The transcript has 3 exons. The coding region runs from base 1 to 450 and encodes 149 amino acids. Lineage: Eukaryota; Metazoa; Platyhelminthes; Cestoda; Cyclophyllidea; Taeniidae. Gene Ontology annotation, cellular component: mitochondrion.
AUGGGUAUUUUGGUGGCGAGCUUGUUUUACUGCACUGAUAGUUUAACCGGUGAGUUCGAGACCCAGUGGGGGCAUUUUGUCAUGUCGAGUGUCGGUUUUGAUCCUUGGAAAACUUACCAUGAAAGCCCAGCAGAGCAAGACGCUAUCAAGGCUCGGGCCAAAUAUCGGGAUGCUAUGAAAGCGGAGUACAGGCGUAUCACAAGUAACCCCUUCAAACCUCCCAUGGGUGCUAUUCAUGACCCUAACAUGCAGCGUUGGUUUUCGGCUCGCGUUACCUACGCGGAGUACCUUAAACCUUCUACUCGUGGAGUACUCGUGAGCGCUGUGUUUUGUGGCAUCUCCGCUCUAAUUUACUAUGCUUUGGCUCGCCGCAGAGAUAAGCUGUUUGGCGAAAUUACCAGGGGCGAGGUCGACUACAGGACUCGUGCAUUGACCUACAAUCCCAAAUAA